Molecule: messenger RNA, 972 nt
Organism: Nematocida major
Lineage: Eukaryota; Fungi; Microsporidia
Exons: 1
Coding region: 1-972 (323 amino acids)
Source: RefSeq, a predicted model, not a curated record
AUGAAAAACAAAAUGAACAUCCAAAAUUUAGAGAGCAUACGAAACUACAAGGGAGAGCAUUUCGAGUACGAAGAGUAUUUUAGAAGAGUCCUGGAAGAGAUAGAAAGCGUGCAAACGGAUAGAAGCACUGCCAUCGACACUUUGUUCUCUCUGCUCUCUCCGAGCAGAAGCAGCAGCAUAAUAGAGUGCGCCAUAAAAGUGCUUCACUCAGUUGGGGCUUCUAUACUCCCAGAUCGAAUUCUCCCCGUGCUUGAAAUUGGCGACUCUCUGGAGCUUUUCUGCAUGCACGUUCUUUCCACAGAAAUGCCCGCAGGUGCUGAUUGGGCUCCAUUCACGCAGGCUCUUCUCAAAACAGAGACUCUUCUGCCGUUUAAUGCGCUGAAGAUCUUCUGCAGGCUCGUAGAGUUUGAAAGCGUCCGGACACUUUUGGCUGCCCAUUUGGAGAAUUCCUUCUCAGUGAACGCAGUCCGCCUGUCCAAGGCACUUUUGGGGCAGAAACAGCACUUCUCCGCCCUUCUGCACACUCUCUCCAUAAAGUACCUCCGCCUUAUAGGCUCAGAAGACUCUUUCCUCUCAAAAGAAGCAGCUUUCUUCUCUCUUGCGUAUAGAAAUGCACACUCAGAAAGCACCGCAUUCUCGCUGCAUGGCCUCCUGCACGAGAGGCCAGAAAUUGCGUCGUAUGACAACUACGUGAGAGAUGUCUUUAUGCUGCUCCCACAGGACGUGCAGUCAGAUAUCUCCAAAAGCGCAUAUCAAAACCCUCCAAAUAUAUCUUUUAUAUGUACGCUUUUGAAUUUGCCUGGGCAUAUUUCCCUUUCCAAAAGAACGCUUAAACAUGUCUCUCUGAACGAGCCCCCUUCUGAAGAGCAGGGCCAGCUGUCCAUAGCCCUCUCCGACGACUACUACAAAAGAAAGAACCUCUCCCAUUUAUUCAGCGACCACGAAACACACCAUUCGUGCAUAGAGCACUAA